UUAGAUGAAGUUCAUAAAGAACGUCUUUUAAAGAAUUAGCAGAAGUUUAUAAAUAGCACCAUUAGUUAAAGUUUAUAAACAACAUACACCGAUCGACAUUUAUUCAAAUUAAACUUUAAUUCUUACCAAACGCAGGUGAAUCUACGUUUCAAGGCAUGUAAGGUUGUUGUUGUUUUUUUUAAUCUUACUUGCCUUGAAUGAGUCAGGUGUGGCAUCAGUUGAAUGGUGUCACGUGUCAAUCCUCUUGCACUGGCCCUGCCUUUGCACACGGCCCGCUCGUUGUCUGUGCGCGCGCCGUAGUCCGUAGACCGCGUGCUCUUUGUUGUCUUUUACGUCGACGUUAUCUGCUGCCUAGUCCCUCCACCCUACCCUGCCCGUGCUCCCAAAAGAAGAAUCAAGAAUAGCUCCCCACCCCCUUUACCCCCGCGCCAAGCAUUUCUGUUUUCUGUUGGUGCUGUGUUCAUCCUGCGAGCACAAUGCCUGACAUGUCAGUCGUUAGAUGAUAGUCGUUAUUUGCCGACAAGUGCCACAGAGCACACAGCUGGGCGGUCUGCGACACUUCACAGCGGCUUGCUGGGAACUUCUUUGUUUGCAGCAUUGCCAGCACCGUCUGCCCCUUGCAGCAGAAGGGAUGAAUGAGUAGACGAUGACUAAUAACUAAUCGAUAACAGUGACGAGUGUGCAAAUGAAGAUGAUAACUUUGUAACAGACUGUUCUUUUCGCUUGGUGUCGGUGUACUGUAGUAGUAGUGAUAGUGUACUGUCUUUCUCUCCCGAUCGCAUCUUUCCGUUGCAGCACACGGGGUAGUGGUGGGGCCUCGCUCGACUUACACCAGACUGUUUGGCACGUGCACAGGCUGGGUAGAACCGCGGUUCUUCAUUGCUGUGUCGACUGUACAGCCACUGCAACCUAGCGUGUUGUGUGUUGGCACUGCACCCACUGUAGCAAAGUUCGGUGUGUGUCAGCUGUACACUCAUUGUAGCAUAUAGCAUUCUGUAUUAUCAAACUCCAAGGUGUGAUCGCCAUGCUAUCCUUCACUUGGCCUUCUCGGAGCUAUACCUGUGAGUGUUUAAGUGUGAUCUCAACAUUUGGGAUUUACCUGGGUCUUUUGGCUCAUUUCAUGCACCGUUUAGAUUCCGCAGUACGAAAUCCCAUCCAUGGUGAUUAUGCGUGCUAGAGAGGAAAUAUUAGUCGUUUAAUGCUUUGCUGAUAUUAUGACCAUUUGUCGAAAUCUAAAGAAAGUAAAGAAAAAAGUUACCUGGCAAUUUCUUGAUGUGUCACCACUACCUAGCUGAUUUGCCAGUUCACAAGUACCCAGCUGACUGGCUCUCACAAGUGCGCCUGACUGACUGGCAAUCACAUAUCUGAUUGCUGACUUGCUUGCUGCUAUACGUCUUCGCCACUCACCACUCCACCAAUUACCAUUGUCUGGGCCGAUCAGCCUCAGGAAGGAACCAAUGUACUUUCAGCACCUGUAACCCUUGUUCUUGUCUGUAGAAAAGGGACCGGCACCCUCUCUUUUUAGCUGCUAUAAUUCUUGUAACCCUUGGUUUUGUUUGCUACACUUAAAAGUGACUGAUAGCCCUUGGUUUUGUCUAUCGUACUUGUCCAAUACUCAUUCGCGCAGGGCCAAAUUUUUCCUGUCGGUCGUGAGAGCUACUCAAAACUAUUCUCUUGUGUUUAUUAGAACCAGGGUUAGUUCACUGAGUUUACCGCAAGGGCUUCUUAAUUUCCUUAUUCUUCUUCAUCCCUCAUUUAUGGUUUUUUCCCCAUAAUGAAAAAAAUCAGUGUACAUUUUUUUCCUCGGAAACAUGUAACUCUGCCACAAACAUAGUGAAAAUUGUGUAGCACUGUAGGUUUCACUUCAUUCAUUGCUAUCCAAGGAAGGUGGCGUCAGUAGUUUCUACCGUUGUCUUAGACCCAGUAACAGACGCUGACCAUGUCAGCCAUGCUGUCGUUUGUCCAGGACAAGCUGCUUGUCAUCGAGGCAGUGAAGGCCGGCCGUGAAGACAAGGUGCAGGCCCUAUUAGACAGUGGCUGUCAACAAGACGCAGUGGAUGCGGAUGGCCGCACAGCGCUUCACUGGGCAUGUCAAUACGGUCAUCUAACCAUCACAUGUCGACUUCUCUCCACUGCUGCCAUGGCUGUUUGCUCGACAUGUGGGGGUCGGUGGAACUUGAACGCUCAUUCCGCCCUUCACGUGAACUCUAUCUCAAACGUUCACUUGCAAGCCAGCAGGCCUGCAGUUACAAACAAGGCGACUCUCGUAACCGUUUCUCGCAGAGGUGACUCGCAGUCGUCUUCCCGUGGCAGGAAGCCGAUGUCGCCAGGUGGUCGCGAGGCUGAUCAGCAGACGGAUAUACCUGGCAAGUGCAGCUGCCUCAAGACCAGAGACUGGCAGCUGCGUGACGUCAUCAACAGACGAGACGCCAAAGGUCAGACCCCGCUGCACGUGGCAUGUAACUUCCGUCGCGAAGACGUGGCCGCCUUCCUGGCUACUCUCCCCCUGUGUGACCUAGACGCACGAGACGAGCAGGGCCAUACGCCGCUUCAUCGAGCCGUGCACGCCAAUCUGGAGACGCUGGCGGCCUUGCUGUGUGACUUGGGCGCCGACGUGCACGCACGUAACGCCUUGCUGUGGACGCCCUUGCACGAGGCAGUGCGCACUGGCAAUGAGAACGUAGUGCGCAUGCUGGUGAACAGAGGCUGCGACCUCAACGCUGUGACGCACAACGGUAUGACUCCUUUUUUAACGGCCGUCUUUUAUUACAGGAUCGCCCAGCGCGCUACCUACAAGACUCUUGAUGGCGUGUUGAGACACUUGAUUGAGGCGGGUUGUCGCCUGUCGCAAGGGGACUCUCAGUGGACCCCACUGUCAGCAAGCAUCGCCAUCGACAACAGCAUUAUCGCCUCUCUUCUUCUGUACAAUGGCUGUCGUUUCGAAAGGUGUUGUCCCACUUACAGUCGGAGCAUGCUUGUUGAGGCUUUCUCUCGCUGCGAGCCUUUGGUGGCCAGACUGAUGGUGGAAUGUGGCUACCAGCCUAAUAACGAGGAGAUGGAACUGUGCUCACGAAGGAUUCCAGCCUUCUCACCCAUCUUUCUGCGCUUGCCUGUUGCCCAUGCGCAGACGUCUUUGAAGGAGAAAUACCAGCUUCUGCAAUGGCUGCGGCAGCGUGCACACAAUGCAUGCUCGCUGAUGGAGCUGAGUCGCACGGCCAUCCGGCUGGCCUUGAACCACGCCGCAGACGAUGCAUCCAUCUUGAGGCGCAUGGCACAGUUACCACUUCCCUCAGCUCUUCUGGAUUUCAUUCUUCUGCAGAAGUUCACCGACGACUUAACAAUGAGCUGAGAAUGCAUGCUUCUGGUUAAGAGUUCGUGUACUCUUAUGAUGCGACAGUGCAGGUUGCAUAAUAAUAAUAAAUGCAAAAUUUGUAAACCGCAUACUCACAUUCCUAAGGAGUAUGCUAAUAGCGCUUAAGAACAAGAACGAAACAUGGACAGCAUACGAGGGACAGGAAAA
Messenger RNA from Pomacea canaliculata, 3520 nucleotides. RefSeq names its product serine/threonine-protein phosphatase 6 regulatory ankyrin repeat subunit A-like. The transcript has 2 exons. Gene Ontology annotation, molecular function: protein binding. The record is from RefSeq and is a predicted model, not a curated record. The coding region runs from base 1940 to 3349 and encodes 469 amino acids. Lineage: Eukaryota; Metazoa; Mollusca; Gastropoda; Architaenioglossa; Ampullariidae.